Molecule: messenger RNA, 1455 nt
Organism: Mus pahari (shrew mouse)
Lineage: Eukaryota; Metazoa; Chordata; Mammalia; Rodentia; Muridae
Gene: Stoml3
Product: stomatin like 3
Exons: 7
Coding region: 82-945 (287 amino acids)
Cellular component (GO): plasma membrane
Source: RefSeq, a predicted model, not a curated record
CCACUGAGCUGAUGCCCGCUGCCAGGCUUGUAUCCCGACCCAGGACCCCCUGCGAGAUUUGAAAGGCAUCUGAAGCAUGAGAUGGAUUCACCCGAGAAACUGGAGAAGAACAAUUUAGUGGGCACCAACAAAAGCCAGCUUGGUGUGUGCGGCUGGAUCCUGGUUUUCCUUUCCUUCCUGCUGAUGCUCGUCACCUUCCCAAUCUCAAUAUGGAUGUGCUUGAAGAUCAUUAAGGAGUAUGAGCGUGCUGUUGUCUUCAGACUGGGACGCAUCCAAGCUGAUAAAGCCAAGGGACCAGGUUUAAUCCUGGUCCUGCCUUGCAUUGAUGUGUUUGUCAAAGUGGAUCUCCGAACGGUUACUUGUAACAUUCCUCCACAAGAGAUCCUCACGAGAGACUCUGUGACCACCCAAGUGGAUGGAGUCGUCUAUUACAGAAUCUACAGUGCUGUCUCAGCCGUGGCCAAUGUGAACGACGUUCACCAGGCCACGUUUCUGCUGGCUCAGACUACUCUGAGAAAUGUCUUAGGGACACAGACCUUGUCCCAGAUCUUGUCUGGGCGAGAAGAGAUCGCACAUAGCAUCCAGACCUUGCUUGAUGAUGCCACCGAGCUAUGGGGAAUCCGAGUGGCCCGGGUGGAAAUCAAAGAUGUCCGGAUUCCUGUGCAGCUGCAGAGGUCCAUGGCGGCUGAGGCCGAGGCUACCCGGGAAGCCAGAGCCAAGGUCCUUGCAGCAGAGGGAGAAAUGAACGCUUCUAAGUCUCUGAAGUCGGCUUCCAUGGUGCUGGCCGAGUCCCCCGUAGCCCUCCAGCUUCGGUACCUGCAGACCUUGACCACGGUGGCCACGGAGAAGAAUUCCACCAUUGUGUUUCCCCUGCCUAUGAACAUACUCGAGGGCAUUGGUGGCAUCAGCUAUGGCAACAAUAAGAAAGUCACUGCUAAAGCCUGACGUCUUCCAAGUAACCGCCUGCUGCUUAGAAAGGCCUUUCUGUACCAUGGAGAAGUCAGCCAGUAGAGACGAACGCACGCACGCACGCACGCACGCACGCACGCACGCACGCACGCACCAUGCAAGUUAAGGUAACGCCACAGCUAGCAGAAUUCCCAGAGAGACAUAGAAGCUACACAAACAAAAACAAAAUCGAGAACCAUGCACUACUUUUUAUUUUAAAGGCAUAACCAAUAUCCAAUAUUCAUAUAUAACUAGUUAGUGGUUGUCCCUGACUAUCAGCAGAGAAUCUCUGGGGAGCAGGGGCGGGGAGGCGGAGACUCUAGGUGACUGAUAAGAACUUUAGAAUUUAAGCUGUGUUGGAGAAGGACCCUAGGUCAUUUGUAAAGAAAAGCAGAUCCCACAUUUACGAUAUGCAUUUGAUUUACUGUUCCAAUAAAAUGACUUGCUUUAGUUCAAGUAAGAAAACGACUCAAGGCUGAAAAUGAGGACGGAUUUGGAUGUAGAAAA